Molecule: messenger RNA, 1783 nt
Organism: Lates calcarifer (barramundi perch)
Lineage: Eukaryota; Metazoa; Chordata; Actinopteri; Centropomidae
Product: NIPA-like protein 2
Exons: 11
Coding region: 192-1307 (371 amino acids)
Biological process (GO): magnesium ion transport
Cellular component (GO): membrane
Molecular function (GO): magnesium ion transmembrane transporter activity
Source: RefSeq, a predicted model, not a curated record
CUGAAGUCAUCACAAACUCCUGAUCCGCUCUGCAACACUGAGGAAGUUUUCCCUCCGAGUCUCCAGUGAAGCGACAAGGGACGUGGGAUGCAUGGGAUGGGAUGAGGAGAAACACAGUGGACAAAGAUGUGAAUGGAGUGGGAGCCGUCAUCUAGAAGAACAUUAUUUCCUUAUUACACGAUAAGGAAAACAUGGCGAAUUCAAGUUCUCCGUACGCGGCUCCUCAACUGACCUCCGCUCACCAGGCUGAGAUCCUGGAAAAUCCACUCCGGACUUAUCUCCUGGGAAUCAUCAUCUCUAUAUGUGGGAAUGUCCUCAUCAGCAUUUCACUCAACAUCCAGAAAUAUGCCCAUGUCCGUCAGGCUCAGCGUGGCUCCAAGCCUUACUACACCUCUCUGAUGUGGUGGUGCGGUGUGGUUCUCAUGGGUGUUGGGGAACUGGGGAACUUUGCUGCUUAUGGCUUUGCCCCAGCAUCGCUCAUAGCCCCACUGGGCUGUGUGUCCGUCAUAGCCAGUGCUGUCAUAUCUGUGGUUUUCCUCAAGGAGACGGUGCGGGCCUCUGACAUAGUUGGUGGUACCCUGGCAAUAACAGGAACUUAUCUCCUGGUGACCUUUGCCCCCCAUACUUCCACACACAUUACUGCUCAUCUGGUCCAGUACUAUGCCAUCAGCUGGCACUUCCUGCUUUACCUGUUUAUAGAGGUCAUCAUCUUCUGCAUCCUGCUCUAUCUGUACAAGAUGAGGAAAGUGAAGCACAUAGUCAUUGUGAUGUUGCUUGUGGCCCUGCUCGCCUCUCUGACAGUCAUCUCAGUCAAAGCUGUGUCAGGGAUGAUCACAGAGUCAAUAAAAGGCCAGCUACAACUCAUCUACCCCAUCUUCUACGUAAUGGUUGUCGUCAUGGUUGCCUCCUGUGCCUUCCAGAUCAAAUUUCUCAAUCAGGCAAUGAAAAUGUUUGAUGCCACAGAGGUGGUUCCUAUCAACUUUGUGUUUUUCACCGCAAGUGCCAUUCUUGCAGGGAUAGUAUUUUACCAGGAAUUUGAAGGCUUGGCUUUACUGAACAUUUUUAUGUUCCUGUUUGGUCCUCCCUCAUUCUCUUUUUCCAGUUGUCUUUUGUCUUUCCUUGGAGUUUUCCUGAUAGCCCGAAACAGGCCAAAGAUAAAGCAACAAGAUCGCAAUUUCAUCGCAAUGGACAGGAUCCCAGGGAGAAGGCACACAGACAAAGUGCAGCCCGAGGCAAAGAAUCCGACAUACGGAUCACUGGCAGCCAAACUCAUGUGCAACAGAGCUGGCCAAACAGACGAUUCUUAGGACCAGCUCCAUCUGUUGGGACUGUAAUUUUGGUAGAUUUUUGUGUGUGCAUGCCUCUUCCUCUGUACUUCAAUAAUAUCUCCAUUUAUAGAAAUAAAUGGUAGGCAGUAAAUCAAGCCAGUGCCAGCUGAGCGCCAGUAUCAGUGGCCAUAUUGGUGUUAAUUUUUUAUUGCCAAAAAUGGUGAGGACCUCUCUCAAAGGAGUUCUAUUUAUCCCAGAGAAUUUUGUUUCUCUUGUGUUAACAGUAUUUCCAGCAGGGUAAUCAGUAAUACCUGAGCAGAGAGAUGGCCUCUAAAUGAGAUAAAACACCUCAGGAUCAAAGAGCAACAUCAGAUGCCUUAUUAGCAGCAACUUUUAAUUUGAAAAAUGGGUCUAGAAGGCCACGGUGAAAAAUGACUUCUGAUAAAACAUAUGAAUUAUGUUAAUUAACUGUGUAAAUUAUCUUUGUGUUGUCAAUAAACAGGGACAAAAUCUAA